Molecule: messenger RNA, 1474 nt
Organism: Angiostrongylus costaricensis
Lineage: Eukaryota; Metazoa; Nematoda; Chromadorea; Rhabditida; Metastrongylidae
Source: the annotation of a GenBank genome assembly
CAAUUGAACAGCAACCUCCUGUUAUAUACUACGAACUCUUGCAAAAACUUGGGAACCACCACCCUGCCUAGUAUCUGCAUUAGGACUCGGCGUUGAACGGAUGUUCUUGAAUCACCUCAUUUUGUACUCCGAUCAGAAACUGCUAACAAUUGUACUGAAUACCUCGCCACAUGACGAGGCUUACUUCUUAUCUCGUCUAAAACUUGCAAACAUUCCUUGCCUUCCCAAGGUGGUGAACGCUGACGUCUCAACAAAAGACAGAGAGGCUGUGUACCUUGAAGGUGGUGUUCAAUUCCUAACGUCACGAAUAUUUUUGGUCGAUUUACUCACUGGUCGUGCACCUGUUGAAAAUAUUGCUUUUAUAAUGGUUUACCAUGCUCAUCAGGUCUUAUUGUCGUUUCAAGAGUCCUUCAUACUUCGUUUGUAUCGUGAGCGUAAGCCUGGAGGUUUUGUCAAGGCUUUUACUGAUGUACCGACUUCAAUCAGUGCGCUCGGACAGCUUCAGCGAGUAGUUGAUCGGUUGUACAUCAAACGAGUUUGUCUACUUCCACGAUUCGAUCCUGUAUUCACUGAACUCCUCGUCGAUCUCCAUCCCACUCUCAGGCGUCUCCACACAACCUUUAUAGAGUUAUUAAAGGUUUGUAUUCGUGAGCUGAAGCAAUGCUCAAUUGCAGAGAAACAGGUUACUCUAGAAGAAGAUACCAUUAAUGUAGCUGCUUAUAGACCGACCUUGUUGGAAAGACAACUAAAUGAAAGAAGGUCAUUCUUAACCGACAAGCAACUUCGUCUAAUAUCUGACUUAUCCUUGCUGCGCGAAUUACUACAGACAGCAGAAGACAUGGAUCCGGCGUCUGUCCUGUUUCGGAUUAAUGCUCUCAGGAACGAUAAGGAGAAGAGCGGUUCCUGGAUGAUGUCGCGGGUAGCUACGUCGCUAAUUGCUGAUGUUGAAAUGUUAUGCGGAUACGGAGCGUUCUCUUCACGUCCUUUUAUUUCACCUCCAAAGUGGCAGGUUAUUGGAUCGGUAUUGAAAGAAAUCAAGAACAUUCCGGUUCGACCAUCUGAAAUUAGUCCUUCGAUAUUGCUUCUUGCCAACAAUGAUGCUGUUGCACGGCAGUUGACAGAUUUAAUCAAGGACGGUCCAGAAUUCCUCACCUGGCUCGCAAGACGUUCACUGGGAACUUCAGUGAAUGCUAAAGAACCUGAGCGUACUCCAUUAUGGAACAGCGAUCAUGUCACUUCAUUGUCAAGAGGAAAUAUGUCCGAUCCACAUAAGGAAAUGGUAUCUGACCUUCAAAAAAACACUUUAGUAACGGCAAGAGCGGCAAGACGACGUCGAAAGGCAGCGGAAGAUCUGGUUGGACUCUCGGAUUUUCGUCAAAAGCAAACAAAAAUUGUGCAGUUUGGAAUUUUGCAAUACAAGAAGCAACGAACUGAUUGUCUGGUGCGUGCUCUUUACUCCUUUACAUUCUUAUGA